Messenger RNA from Poeciliopsis prolifica (blackstripe livebearer), 3882 nucleotides. It is a transcript of the gene stambpl1, whose product is annotated as STAM binding protein-like 1. Gene Ontology annotation, molecular function: K63-linked deubiquitinase activity; protein binding; metal-dependent deubiquitinase activity. Gene Ontology annotation, biological process: protein K63-linked deubiquitination. Gene Ontology annotation, cellular component: endosome; membrane. The record is from RefSeq and is a predicted model, not a curated record. Lineage: Eukaryota; Metazoa; Chordata; Actinopteri; Cyprinodontiformes; Poeciliidae. The transcript is spliced from 13 exons. Bases 343 to 1710 code for a protein of 455 amino acids.
AGCUGAUUAAAGACGGCUGAGAUGAGUUUUGGGCUUAAUUUCAACAUGCUGAAUGACCCAGUGGCUUUCUUCAGAAAAGUCUGCAGCAGCAGCAUCCGAGCUUUCAGCCAUUUUACACCUGCUUCAUUGUGCUGCCGAACCUGAGGCUCCUCGCCUUUGAAACCGGCUGUCAUCACACUCCUCUGGGCUGGAUCCCUCUCCGCUGGACCCCUCUCUGCUGAACCAGCUGUUGGGAUGCAGACACUGUUCGGACAGAAAAGCGAGCAGCACCCGUGAAGCAUCAUGGGCAUUGGCUGAUGAGCAAACCAACAACAGGUCAACUGCUGACACACCCAACUCGGCAUGGAUCAGGCUUUAAGUAUAAAAUCUCUGAAGAAGCUGGCAGCGGAACCAGACUACACUGAUGUGACGCUGACAGCAGCAGAGCGUGUGCGAGCUCUGGCAAAAAUGGGAUGCUGCAUAGAGAUUAAUGAGGAUAUCGAACCCAGACGCUACUUUCGCUCCGGAGUGGAGAUGGAGCGCAUGGCAGCAGUUUACCUGGAGGAGGGCAGCCUGGAGAAUGCAUAUGUCCUCUACACCAAGCUCAUCACGCUGUUUGUGGAGAAGCUGCCAAACCACAGGGAUUACGAACAGUGUUCGGCCAUCCCAGAGAAGCAGCUCAUCAUGAAGAAACUCCAAGAAGUCGCUUUUCCUCGGAAGGAGGCGCUGAAAAAACGUCUUCAGGAGAAAUACAGCAAGGAGCACUCAGAGUACCUCAGAGUGCAGGGCCAGGCCAUGGUGGUGGAUGGGUGUGGUCAGCACCUGCAGCAACUCUCUUUGCUUGACGAGGACAGGCAGCGCCUCUUGCUGCUGGAGGAGGAGAAGCAGCGAGUAGCAGCACUGCGACGGAUGCAGAUAGAGUCAGAACAGUUUCGCUACUUUGAGGAUCAGCUGAGGCGUCAGGAGCUGGCGAAUAAGAGAGGAGAGGAGGCAGCACUGAAGGUGCAGACCAAAGUGCCUGAGGUCUCAGAUGGCUGUUGUUUGUCUAAGCAGUCGAUCAAAAGCAGCAUAUAUUCUCAGAGGUUGGACCCAAACAGAAACAGGUCUGUGACUGUGACCCAACCAGUUGCCGCGUUAGCAGGAAUACACAAUCAGAGGGUGGAGGGUCUGAGGCAAGUGGUGAUUCCCAGAGAUUUGACACAUCGGUUCCUCCUGCUGGCCGACUCCAACACGGCCAGAGGAAUAGAAACCUGCGGUGUCCUCUGUGGACGGUUGACCCAUAACGAAUUUGUGCUGACUCAUGUGGUGAUCCCAAAACAAUCAGCUGGACCGGAUUUCUGUGAUAUGGAGAAUGUGGAGGAGCUAUUUGGAUUCCAGGACCAACAGAAUCUGCUGACACUGGGGUGGAUUCAUACCCAUCCCUCCCAGACUGCAUUCCUGUCCAGUGUGGACCUUCACACUCACUGUUCCUACCAGCUGAUGCUUCCAGAGGCGCUGGCCAUCGUUUGUGCUCCAAAACACAAUGAUAUGGGUGUGUUCAGACUCACUGGUGCAGGCAUGUUGGAAGUUUCUGGAUGCAGACAAAAAGGUUUCCAUCCCCACUCCAAGGAGCCUCCUCUGUUCACGAAGAAGAAGCUAUCGACAAUGCCAGCAGGUGUGACAAUUCAUGUUUCCCCAUCAGAUACGAUUCCCCCAGCAUCUCCUCGCUGCUCUGCACCACCCAGGUGGUAAAAUAUGCGCGUGCUUGUUCAACGCUCAUAACAAUCACACGUUGUUCAGCGCUCUUAUCUGAUGAACUUCAGACACAGAAUGUAAAUGGAACAAAAAUUCCAUACUCGUUGGAUCAUUGUCAUGUAAGCAGGGCCUUAAGAGUAGACCCACCGCUUCUCCACCCCAAGAGAAGCCAGUUGAGAUGGCUCUGGCAACUGUUAGGAUGCCUCCUGAACCCCUCCUUGUUCAGGUGCUCCAUGCACAUCCCUCCAAGAGGAAACCUAGAGAAGUUUUUCUGCUGGCCUGGGAACGCAUUGGAUUCAUCACAGGAGCUGGCCCAAGUGGUGGGGGAGAGAGAAGUCUGGGCCUCUCUAGUUGGGCCGCAACCUUUGUAAGCCAAUCCCAGAUAAGUGGAAGAAAAUGGAUGGAUGAAUUUAUAUCGGUGCACAUUUUCAAAUCAGUUUUAAUCUGAGUAGAUUUAAUGGAGUUUGACUAAACUGCUGCCUUUCAUAACUCUGGCCCCUCUGGUCUUCUCAGGUCUGUAAGCACGUGGUGGUCAGGGACUACAAGCUCAACCUGUUGGACCUCAGAUGACAGAAGGAAAGCACUGCCCUUCUGUUUACUGCCAUGCUUUUGUGCUAAAGAUGAAGUUGUAAACUCAUUGCCUCGGCGUUUGUGUGAACCUAUCAGCUGACCUCACAGUGGGAUAUCUCUGUUGUUCUGCUUCUUGUACGUGAUGCAGUAAACUGGGUUUUCUGUACCUAAAAAAAAAUAUCAGACAUCAGAAGAUUGAGUGCCUUCACAUUGAAACGUAUAGUGCAAAUUAUGCUGCAACCCUUAUGGACUUUAUAUGAACAUAUUUUCUGUAUCUGCUGUGAAAUGUUUUUUUUUCACUUGUGUUUUAAACACAAUAGAUGGAAUUUUCUCCUUUAGUGGUGUUAAAAAAACACCAAAACGUUUUGAAAAUACUGUUUUGUUUUUUACUCUUCGAUUUUUGAUCCUCUGAAAAGCUCAAAAACCUGCAGCUGAUCUGUCCAAACUUUGCAUCCAUGUGAGACACGAGAACCAGUCAAAUUCAUAACUGAAAAUCAUAAAUAGUCAGUCGACACAUUUCCCUUUUGUGUUCAUGGUUUCACCUCAAAUUAACAGGCUAGCAGCAGUUGCAUUAGACCCCAUAGAGCACUGCCUGACAGGCUGCUGAGACUAUGCCUGAAAACAGUACUCAGGGCUUUAACAAUGCUGUACAUGUGACUGGAGCUUUAUGAAAGACUCAGUUGAUCCAGUUAGUGUUCCGAAAGAAUAAAUAUAGUUCAUUCUUGAUGUGGCAAAGUCAAAAUGAGGCCUUAAUGUUUUAAUCAGUUAGUUACCAUAGAAACCUCAAGUCUGCUGGUCACUCUGGGCUGACUGGACCACUCACGCCAUGCUAACUAUUAGUCCACAGGUCACCUAUGUCAACAGCAAAAUCUGAAAUAAUGUAAAACUUUUUACUGGCAAAGAAACUGUAUUUUUGAUUAUUUCUACAUAUAUCUACCCAACCUACACACAAGUACCGUAAUAAUAAUAGAUUUGAUUUAUGAUAAAUGGUUUGUAUUUGUUCAGACCAUUCAGUCAUUUACCCAUUAACUCACUGAUGGUAGCAGGAUUGUGGCCCCAGCUGCCCUGGAGCACUCUGACAGAGGAGAGGCUGCCAUGCACAAGCACCACCAGGCCCCCUGACCACCACCAGUAGGGAAGGUGAGCUAAGUAUCUAACUAAAGACACAAUGACAGACAGAAAAGGAUGGAGCAGAAAUCAAAUUGGCAGCCUAUCAAUUGCAAGACAAACACCAACAACACCUACCCACCAUUUAUCCUUUAUAUCUUAAGAUCCAAAAGGUGUGUAUAUGUCAGGGAUUAACUGACGAUUUUCUGUAUUUGAACUUUUGUAAAAAGAAAAAAAAAACUGAAAAUUCGAAGCCCAUCCAUCAUUUGGACAGAUUAUAAUGUGUCCUGGCGAUGGACAGGCAACCUGUCCAGGGUGACUCCACCUCUGCCCGAAACGUUUGCUGGAGAUGGGCAUCAGGGCUCUCCUGACCCCACUGGGGAUAAGGAUGUAAGAAAAUGAAUGGGAGGAUGGACAAGUGCAUAUGUGCAGACGUUAUAAAUUUAUACAACUAAAUGUAUUUAAGGACAAUGAAAAGCACGUUUUGAUUGA